Molecule: messenger RNA, 8848 nt
Organism: Solenopsis invicta (red fire ant)
Lineage: Eukaryota; Metazoa; Arthropoda; Insecta; Hymenoptera; Formicidae
Product: leucine-rich repeat-containing protein 24
Exons: 4
Coding region: 782-3103 (773 amino acids)
Molecular function (GO): protein binding
Source: RefSeq, a predicted model, not a curated record
GUCGGGGUGUUGUCGGAAGGGUGGAGGUGUCAGGCGCCAGUCGCUGCGCGAACGCUGAGCUUGGGAUUUCUGUCGUCCUCGCGAUUUGUUUUUACGCUCCCUCCGCCUCCUCCUCUUCGACUUCUCGUUAUCGUUUCUGUAACACACACUCUCCCUCUCUCUCUCUCUCUCUCUCCCUCUCUUUCUCUCUGUCCUCUCGCGUUUAGUCGAUCGGGAUCGAGAGAUCAUCCCGAUGCACGUGACCUCGUUUGUUUUUUUUCUGUGAUCUCGGUGAAGAUACACCCGGACGUACAAAGAGGGGUGGUUGUUUUCGCGUGUGCUCCAGAAAAAAACUUGGAGUGAAAGCCGGCAGUGCGUGGAAGGAUGUAGAUCUUGUGCCUCCUGUCUGGUGAGAGGAAUCUCUCGAGGGAUACUGGAAGAUACCGCGUCCUCUCUUUGAGGAUAUCCGCGGCCAUGGCGAACGGCGUCUCGUGACGAUUCGCGAGAGAUCGGUGGGCCAACGAGGAGAUAAGGACCAGGCCAUCCUGGGAGAGAUCCGCCUCUCGGUAUUUCGCGAGCUGAUGACCUCGCGAACAGUCGCGCACUCACCUCCGCAUCGACUCGAUCGAAGCACCGCAGUCUCCCUUCAGCGUUGCUGAAGGGUCAGCGCGCGUGGUGGUGGUGGGUCAGCGAAAAAUGCGAUAGAACGGAGGGAUUCGAGGAGCAGAGCUGAGCAGAGCGGAGCAGAGCAGAGAGAACGAGGAAGAAAACGGGCGGGUUUGUCGCCCGAUGAGAGAGCACCAUGUGCUCUAUCGUACGAGUCUGGCGGCGGCGGAGGGCUGCCCUCCUUAGCACGAUGUUGCUGCUAUUAUCUUGGGGAACAAACGCGGCGGAGGGUUGCCCGAGCAUGUGCGCGUGCAAGUGGAAGGGCGGGAAGGAAUGGGUCGAGUGCGCAAAUCGCGGUCUCAAGGGAUUACCGCAGGGUGCUCGAGAGGAGACGCAGGUGCUCGACCUGUCAGGCAAUCAUCUGGUCAACCUACCACCGGAAUGCUUCCGCGCCCUUGGUUUGAUCAACCUUCAGCGGCUCUAUCUGAGCAAAUCUCAAAUCAGUCGCAUUGCCUCCGAAGCGUUCGUCGGACUGGUCGGCCUAGUGGACCUCGAUCUAUCCGAGAACAAAAUCGAUGAGGUGCCCACGGACACGUUCGCCUCCUAUCCAAGUCUGAUGAAGCUUCUGUUGAAUGGGAAUCCAAUUAGGGAGAUUCGCCAAGGCGCGUUUCUUCGUCUGGCGCAUCUGACUAAUUUAGAGAUCAGCAAGUGCGCGAUAGAGGUUAUCGAGCAGAACGCUUUCGAGGGCCUCCAGUCGCUCGAGUGGCUUCAGCUGGACGGCAAUCGACUCACUCACGUGCCAGAUCACACUUUGCCACUGGGUGGAAAUCUCAGGGGAUUGACUCUCCACAACAAUCCGUGGCAGUGCGACUGUAGGUUGAGAGUAAUGCAGGCUUGGCUAAAGGAAUCGGCUCCCGCAGCGCCGCAGACGUCCGAACCCGUCUGCGAUUCCCCGGCGAGAUUGCGCGGCAAGCAAAUCAAGAGUCUCAAGGUCAACGAAUUAGCCUGCCUCCCGCGUAUCGAUCUUCAAGAUCAUUUGGAAAUCUACGAGGACGAGAAUAUCACUUUGAAAUGCGACGUUCACGCGGUUCCGACCGCCAAGGUCACUUGGUGGUUCAAUGGAGAACCGUGCGAGCUGCAGCACGAAAACAAUUCCGUAGUCAGCAGUAUUUCUACGUUUCCAAGAUGUGUCUAUCGACAACGAGGCGGGACCAACAUGAGCAGCACGCUAUUCCUCUACUCGGUGGAGUCACUCGACGAAGGCACGUACAGCUGUAUCGCGGAGAACAGCGCGGGUUCGGCGGUGGCAAAUCUCUCUCUCCGCGUACUCUUUCGCGAGAAACCCACCGUGGAGCCACCCUCCGACAAUCCUGCCUCUGGUUACGUGGCCGCGAUUGUCGCGGGAGCGUUGGUAGGCACUCUUCUGGCACUGGGCUGUUUGAUAGGUAGCGUGAUAUACUGCGCGAGAAAGCGACGUCGCGACCGAAAGCGCAAUUCGAAGGCGUUGGUGACGCAGAGCAAGUCGGUGCUGCCAAUCACGAAGGACACCACCAGCAGCGCCUGCCGAAAAGGUAACGGUAGCUUGAUCGGCAAUCUCGAACAUCAGCAAAUGGUCUCGUAUACCGAACGCGAGAUCAACCGUGCGGCCACUUUGGAACACCGUGAACACACCAGGAACAAUCUCCUGGAUCGGGACGCGUAUCCAGUGGCGAGUCCGGUAGCCAAGUACCUGACCGAACCCGAUCUGAUUAACGAAGUGCCCGAGAACACCGAGGUGGGUUACGGUCAACUGUAUGGGCGGCAUCAUCAGCGCGUCGGCGGCGUCGAUCGACAGAUUCUAGAAUACGACUCGGGUUAUCCGCUGCAGCCUGAUUUACGACCGCCGCCAGUUCUGCCCCAGUUGAGUUACCUGGAUCAGGAUGGCUACCCGCUCAAUUUUGGCUUGCCCAAAAUCACCUUUAGCACCGCCAGUACUCUGCCCAGGCUCCGGACACGUUUGUCGGAGCCAGGCUCAGCAGCCGCGCCAGCGGCCAGAUAUUCGCGCGAGGCCGAAUUCCUCGCAAGAUCACCGGGAUACGAUCCCAUUUUAUCGCGAACCGACGCCAGGUACACCGCUGAGGGUUAUCCCUACCCGAUGCAUCAGCAUCAUAAUCAACACCAGCAUCAGCAUCAGCAUCAGCAUCAACAUCAACAGCAACAACAGCAGCAGCAGCAACAGUCGCAACCGCAAACGAUACAACCACCACUACCAAUUCAACCGGUCGAGCAACCGAUUCAGCAGCAGCUGCCCAUUCAAUCGCCAGUCUCGCCGGUCGCCGUUUUCCCAGAUGUACCCUUUAUACCGUCACCCCCAGCGGCUUACAGAGGUGAAACCACUCCGCUGUCGCCACGAUCCCUGCUCGGCAAAACCGCUCGCGAGGCCGCAGCCGCGGCUGCUGCGAGAGCGGAGGAACUCCAACCACCGAAUCAUCCGGAAAGCCCCGACGAAGGCUACGUGGGAGACGCAAUGGAUGUCUGAAGAAUGCGAAGCGAACGAUAGUUCGCGAUUAUCGGACAAUUUGAGGAUCUGAGGAUCUGAGGAUCUGAGAAGCGCGGGAAAUAUAUACAUCCUGGCUCUAUUGUGAAUCAAAUUAAUGUGUUGCGCCAUUUGCUUUCCCCGAAUUUGUUCUUAGUUUUUAUUUACUCGAUCCGUCUUGGAAAAAGAAGAUGGAUUUUUUUUUGUGGAAAAUGUCCACAACUAAGUUUUUAUUUAUUUAUUUACUUUUUUGAAAUUUGGAAAAUGGAAGAUAGUAUUUUAAUGAUAUCGUACUUUCUUCAAGAUGUAUCAUAAGAUGCGUUUAUUUUUUAUCGCUCGAUCUUUGGCAAAAAAAUUUAAUCUUCAAACAGAGAUUUAAUUUCAAGAGUUUCUACAUGUCACACAAAUAUUUGACCGAAAUUCACCGAAAUGACGAAAUUAUAAUACAGGGCAAGGAGAAAGAUCUGUCCUCGAUUCUUUUUGCUCAACAUAUUGAUUCAGCAGACAGAAUAACGACAUUUACAUUUGCAUAAGAAUUUGCGAAUAAUUUUUAUAAUCUCCUUCCAUGCGUAUCAAGCAUCAAGAUCUAAACGAACAACGAGAUAUCAGCAUGAAGGAGGAAAUCUGUCCUCGUCAUGCUGUCAGAUUAAUUCGCGGAGAAUAACAGGGUCCAGGAUGUGAUUGGCGGAACAGGGCCACCCGAGACGGCACGAACAAAGGACUCGUCCUGGCGGCGGAGACGUAAUAGAUUAAUCAGAAGACACGUCUCGAAUGUCGCUGCGGUGCGCGCAGUUCUCGUCAGAGUCGGGAGGGACGAUGGAACGCGGUGAUUCUUGCGUUCGCGUAUUCGAAGGAAAUCGACUCCGAAAAAUUUACGCGGAUCGCGUUUAAAUGCGGAGAGUGCUUUUUCGGACACCCAAGAUGGCGGCCGGAUUUAUUUAAACGGCGUGUCGCGCUUGUGAAAUACGACGACGUCUUUUGGACGCGAUCCAAGGAGAAACGUUCGGUCGCGUUGAAAAGGAACCAAGAUGGCGUGACUGAUCCUUAAAGUGAUAGAUAAAUGUUUGGCGGACUCGAUCGAGUGAAACGCGCCUCAUGGACCCCCGAAGGCGCGCUUUCAGCAUCGUGAGCGAGAACGUGACUGGUGCUCAAAACGGCUCCUCCAACGGCGGGGUCCGCUAUGGAAAUGUGAAAUUAAUUAAAUUUAAUUGUUCAUGUUGAUCCCGCGACCGACCAAGUUCGCGAUAAAACUGAUUGCAGGAGAGCGAUAUGAAUGUAAAAUAGUAAUAAAAGGAGACUUUAUCCUUUUUUUAAUUAUAAACGUUAUGAAUAUUUGAAAACGUUUAUACGUUAUUCGCGUGUGUCACGAGUGAGACACGAUUUUAACAAAUUUAUUUCUUUUGCAGAAUUAUUAUUAUAUCGAUGAAAUGUAAACUUUGUUAUUUGCUAUUUCUUUAGAACGUGACGUGGUCGCUUCGAUCAUUCUUAAUGGCUCUUGGAUUACUCCGAUAUUGUUUAAAGCCGACGACAGCGUUAUAACGUCCCACUACACGUAAUACGGGAUACUCGUGACUCGGAAAUCUGCUCAAGCCAUUUUUGCACUCCUCCCAAUAGCACUUUGUUUUAGACUCAUGGAAUAAGUGUGUCAUUCGUUUCUAAUGAACAUUCUCCUGGCGUUUCAAGGCGGAGACGCAACUGUAGCGAUUCUGCUGUAGUGAUAAUAAUGUUAACUUGGUGUUUAAGACUGGCGAAUUGUGCGAGAUUAGGAGCGCCGCGAUGGCGCUCGACCUGAUGUACAGAGACCGUUGAACGUACAGGAUGUUCUGAAAACGGCGUAUACCAGAAUUUGAUCGGAGCGAGAAAUUUUUUUAAGUGAGCUUAUUUUAUCUUAAAAGUUUUAUCUUAAAAAUCUCGAGAGUUAAAACAAAUUUCGAUAUUGAAUUUUAUUUAUCGGAAAUAUCAAGAAUUAUGGUUCAUUUAAACAGUUUUUGUUUUAUUUAUACUCAAUCAUAGUUAAACCAUUUAUUUUGCUGCAAAAAUUUUACAAGUUAAUUCCAGCUCCUCGAUAUGGUAUAUUCUUCUAGAACGUCCCGUAUAUCUAUAUAUAAAUACACGUAUAUAUAUAAUAUAAAUAAAUAAAUAUAUAUAUACACACGAAUAGAUAUAUACAUAUUAUAUGAUGCGACACUUAAAAAAAAAAAAAAAAAAAAAACCCACUAAACGACAAAAAAUCGGUGAAAGUAGUUAUUUUUUAAAGGUGUCUUCGAGAUUGCGAUUCGAGCUGGCUUCGCCCUCUCAGAUAAAAUCGAUCGGUGUACAGUCGGUAGACGUGCAGCGGGAUGAAAAUGAGUUAACAUUGUUUCUACAACAACAAGAAAAAUUUCUAAAUGUAAUAUCUGUGCAAACUGACGAAUUUCAACUAUUCAGAAAAGACUGAUGAGUUGAUGACAAAUUAUCAUAACUGCAAGGUGGCGCCGGAUGUGACGGAAGAAUGCGUCGCGAGAAAGCGUCGAGUCCUAGAGGGUCCUUUCAUCGUCAGAAGUACCCGGCGACGAGGAAACUGGUUUCCUUUCCGUUGCCGUAAUCACGACGCGAUUCACGGAUGAACAGUGUUUGCCUUCCAGUCUGGCGACUCGCAAGGAUAUAGAAUACUGCCUGUGUCCUUUAAGCUUCGCCGUCGAGGUAACUCGAAAUUUGUCUUCGCCUAUGAGUUUCGUAUAUAACAAUAUUUCAUCUUGUUCCGGGGGCAAGUAAUUUAUUUACAUUUUGAGAAAUUUCAGGCAAAAGGAAAAUGUUUGAAACAAGGAGUAAAGAGGAAUUCUUAUUACGCUAGGAAAUUAAAAAACGGUUUGUUUCUAGUCAGUUAAAAUUUCACGUUUUGAAUUUAAUAUUUAGCAUUAUUGCAAGUAAAUUCAUAAAAUGGGGUUUUAUAAUUAACAAAUAGUUUAAUUUAAAAUUGUUAUAUUUUCUUUGAAGUAUAACCGUACAAAAGUUAAUGUGUUGUGAAUGAAAGACAAUUAUAAAAAAGUUUUAAAAUUGCAAGUAAUAAGAGAUACAUUUAAAUCUGAUUGUAUGUAUUUUCGACGACGUCAACUUUCGAAAUUCGAGUUAUAUGGAGCUGUGAACAUUAUUUUACACACUGACGAAAUUCUGUGAAAGGAGUUCUACAUUCAUCGUUUCAUUUAAUUAGAAACUUUUUAAACGAGCUUGCCAACGAGAAUAACUUCAACACGCGCGGUCAAUUUUGCGAAUCUCGAUUAAUUUUCCCGUGAAUGGGUAGACUCUAUUAGGCCAUGUUUCUGGUAAAAAUGCAGCAGAAAUGUAGCGUUUAGAACCAUUAACUUUCAGUCAAGUUUGAAUUUGGUACAAAUUGUUACAGUUCCUUCGACAAAUUUAUUUUGAAAAAAAAGGAAACUCGUCAUAUUAUAUUAAAUGUUCUUUUUGAUUUCUUAUUAAUCUUUAUAUUUGUCUCAAACUUACGAAAGAGAGAAAAUAAAAUAUUGCUUGGGUAUUUACGUAUUGCGUUUUAAGGGCCGAGAAGUAUUUGAAAAAUUAAAUAAUUAGAAAACGCGUAACGUUUCGUGCAAUCACCAUUUCCUUAAAGAACCACCUUUAAGGAUUUCCUUAAAAGAUCUCGCUUGUAGUUAAAUAAACAACAUCGUUAAAUCGAGUUAAAUUGCGCGAGGAAAUGUAAUGUACUUCCUUAAGGAGAAUCUUUUAAAAAUAAUUAUUUCAGUUUACAUGAGAAACGUUAGAAACGGAUUUUACUUACACGAGAAACGGAUGAAUUUACGCCUUUGAAAGAGAAGUGAUUUUUUUGAGAUUGUAUCUUUCAUAGGUAAAAAUUGUUCAUAGACCUCUCUCUUUAGACGCUUCAUACAUAUUUAUUCGCAUCGAUUAAAAUCUGUGGUGAAAGAAAAAUAAAAAUUCAACACAUUCGAAACAAUUCCUUUUUUGCGAAAAAAAAAAAUUCAACCAGAAAGUUUAUUUUUUUUUUAAGCUUUUACUUCGACGCCGUGCUUUCAGUGAUUCGUUUUUUCGCAGAUAAAAAUUUAUCAUCGCAAUCUGUCGCUUCCUUCUUCGUGUGUAUUUAUUUUCGUUGAAUUGACGAACGAGCGGUUAAACGGGAACAAGAAAAACACUAGUAAAGUUUAACGAUCUUGCUCGCGGGCGAUAUUGCAUUCGCUGGUUUGUGGCUCGUCUGAGUUAAAUGCACUCCUCUUUUUCUAUCGAUCCCUUUUUACUUCUUAUUUAUUCCUUUUCGCCUGCGCGCGCUAAUUAUAACCGCGGCCGCUUGCUCGGUAACGAUUCCGCUUCUCAUUUUUUUUUUUUUUUUUUUUUGUGAAAACACGAUGGAAAGCUUUUCCGGAUUUUCCUCGAGAAUCCGCGGAGACACGAGAUACAUUUUUCGAAAUGUAUUUCAUAAGAGGAAAUUAUACGAACGGGAGUUAUCUUUUCGUAGAGACAAUUCUCAAUUGUUCCAAUGACUUUCGCGAUUUUUAAUAUUUUCGGUGCAGAUGGGAAAGCUACAAAAUUCCGCUCUGAUAAAUCAGUCAAAUUAAAUUUCGCAAGGAAAUCAUACGCGCGGAAUUUCAUCGUAUAAAGGCUUAGCGUGCCGAGAUCGGUCGUGAAUAUUAAUCGGCUUUCCUCUCACCGACUCUCGCGCAGUGAAACAUUCGCGCUAGGGAAAAUCUCGCGAGGAAGGCAACCCCCGUUCUAUUAACUUCUCUCGCAUUCACAACGUGCUGCUACGAUGCUUUCCGGUAAAUGUAAUCACACGUCGAUGCAUUAAUCAGCUGCUCGACGAAACUCCAUGGUAACUCCAUCCGUCGGAUAUGCACGUCGAAUCAGUUAGAAGUUAAGGGCAGCGAUGGCAGGACGGCAGGACGGCAGGGCGGCAGGGCGGCAGGGCGGCAGGGUUGCUUGCUUAAAUGGAAAAUGUCCCUUCGGGGCCCUUGGAACGCCCUAUUGGACAUUAUAAUACUUAUUUGUUACAUUUUCACAUGUUUGAAUGUUCAACAUUUAAAUCUCUCCUAUGGAAACACUCGUUUCGGGAGAUCGAAAGCUAGCCGCGAAGCAGAGACAAUGUGCAGAUGGACCGAUCUUGUUUAUUCGCUAUUUUUAUAGCGUGUUUUUAAAGAAAAAAAUUUUAUAGAUGAGGUCAAUGAAUUUUCAUGUUGCAAGAUCGAUCAGGAGAGAGUGUAUAUGACAGGAAGAUAGCGAAAGGCGAGAGAGGGAGAGAGAGAGAAAGAGAGAUACAGACAGAGAAAGAAAUAACAUUAAGUAUACAUGAGAAAAUGAGGGCCAAAGCCACAUUCGAAUCGAUCUCCUUCGAAUCCACCCAUCCUGCCACUCCACCUUCCUCUUCCCACGUAAACCACCACCCUCCUUUUCUCGACCAUAAAAUUCCCGCGAAGAGUUACGGCUCUCCGACGCUCACAGCACAAUCUUGCAUAUAUGGACAGACGCACAUAUACACUUAUUUACGUACUUACACUUAUACGAAAACAUACAUAUACACAAUCUGACACACACGCACGCGCACACACACACACACACACACGCGCGCGCGCACGCACAGUUUCAGGUACACGUGAUGUUCCGAACGAUUGAGCAAUACGAUUUGUAUUACCGUGUAUAACGUAAUGUAUUCGAUUCUGCACAUGUCGUAUGUACUUUGGAUGUAGCGAAGGAUUUUUCACGACUGAUAUGAGAUUAAAGGAAUAAAGAUAGCUUUUGUAUUAAAAA